GCAAGGUCAUCCGCUACGUGAGAUCUCAUAAACUGAUACUUGAACAGUGGGAGGAUGGUAUCUGGCAUACCCGGCACAGGACGCAUAAUUUGCGUGCUUUUCUGCAUCUGCCUGAAUUGCUCAAUUUGCCAUGGGCUAAAUUGUGUGAAGUUCAUUAACGCGUUGGCUCAACAGGUCACGGUGGACUACCCGAAGGACAAUUAUGCGCUAACGUGUUUCGGCAACAAAUGCCUGUUGCAUGUCUACCUGGAACGAACAUUCAAGGAAGCGAAGAACAUGUGCAAACAAAUGACCGGCCAUCUGUGGGUCCCUCCAGCGAACGAGACGUUCCCAUAUGAUCGGUGGGUGGGAAUAAAAGGAGUCCCAGUGGAUCGAAGCACACUGGAAAUGGCGUGGAUCACGGAUGACAUGUGUGUCCCGGAAAAAUUCAACUGGGACGAGAUGGAACCCGAGUUACACGCUCGUGCGCAAUGCGUGGUGUCGAAGACCGCAGCAAACGGACGUUGGGUGACGAAAAACUGCGCGAGAAAAUUUUUCUUCACUUGUGUAUUUGAAUUUCCAUGAUAAAUUGACAAAAGA
This is a messenger RNA of Dicrocoelium dendriticum, 579 nucleotides long. NCBI's taxonomy places the organism in Eukaryota, Metazoa, Platyhelminthes, Trematoda, Plagiorchiida, Dicrocoeliidae. The record is from the annotation of a GenBank genome assembly.